Chionomys nivalis (European snow vole) is the source of this 667-nucleotide messenger RNA. RefSeq names its product membrane-spanning 4-domains subfamily A member 4D-like. The transcript is spliced from 7 exons. Gene Ontology annotation, cellular component: membrane; Golgi apparatus. The record is from RefSeq and is a predicted model, not a curated record. Bases 1 to 666 code for a protein of 221 amino acids. Lineage: Eukaryota; Metazoa; Chordata; Mammalia; Rodentia; Cricetidae.
AUGCGAGGACUAGAACAGACCACCAUAGAGGUGGCCCCUGGAGGUGUUCUGCCUUCAGAGAGGUCUGUUGUAAAGUCACAACUGUGGAAAGAGAAUGCAGAGAAAUUCUUGAAGGGGGAACCCAAAGUCCUCGGGGUUGUUCAAGUUCUGAUUGCUCUCAUAAACCUCAUUUUGGGUAUAAUAAUCAUGACAGAAAUAAUAGAUGUGACCUCAGCAUUUUCAGUGUACGUAUAUGCCCCAGUUUGGGGUUCCAUCGUGUUUAUAAUCUCAGGAUCCUUGUCAAUUGCAGCAGGAAUGAGAACUACAGAGGUCCUGGUCACCACCAGUCUAAGUUUUAACACCAUUAGCUCUGUGGUGGCUGCAGCAACAAGUAUAAUUGGUUUCUUCAGUGUACUUAUGAGUUUACAUUUCACAAAUUCCAACCCCCUGACCAGGGGUAUAGAUUUUUUGAUGUUCAUUUUAAAUAUACUUGAAUUCUGCAUUGCUGUGUCCACCUCUGCCUUUGGAUGUAAAGCAGCCUGUUGUAACACCAGUGAGGUUGUUGUAAUUCUACCACCAAAUCCUGCUGUGUCUGCAGCGGCAACUCCCAUGUUACUUCAACCAUUGGCACCACCAGUAUACCAAGAAAGAAAUGUUCCAGAAAAUAUAUAUAAGAAUUGCAUUUGAG